AUGGCAACCAAACUUAACCUCAUUGUUUUCUCCAUUGUUAUGUUACACCACCUUAUGUCUGUCCAAAUGCAUCCGAUACACUCUACGUCACCUGCUCCACAACCACAUCCACCAAAGUCGUCUCAACCGCAUCACAAUAGCUCUCAAAAUGGUACUACCGAAGGCAGUCUUCAGCUCCAAGAGUGUAGACCACGGUGUGGACAUAGAUGCUCGAAUACACAAUAUAAGAAGCCAUGUUUGUUCUUCUGCAACAAAUGUUGUACCAAGUGCUUGUGUGUGCCUCCAGGUACUUAUGGCAACAAGCAAGUUUGUCCUUGCUACAAUAACUGGAAGACUAAGCUUGGUGGGCCAAAAUGCCCUUGA
Molecule: messenger RNA, 363 nt
Organism: Eruca vesicaria subsp. sativa (arugula)
Lineage: Eukaryota; Viridiplantae; Streptophyta; Magnoliopsida; Brassicales; Brassicaceae
Source: the annotation of a GenBank genome assembly